AUGAGGGUCAUGUGGAGAAGUCCACAAUAGGAGAGCCACAAGGCAGUGAGACCUACAAAGAAGAGACCGAGUGUCGCUCUCAAGCAGCAAGGUGGUAUCUACUACCCUCCAAAAUGCCUGUAAUGGUGCUUCUGUUUGGCUUCCUGCUAUACCCAGUAGCUGCCCUCCCAGCUGGAUCACAGCCAAAGGCCCUACCCGUUCCUCCUUUGUCCUGGGAGUCCCAGCUGCCCAUUCUCAGCCCCCUUUCCUGUCGGAACCUGACGCCUGAGUCUCUUCCCAAUUUCAACCACCUAGACCCUCUGCCUAGGUACCUGACUAGCCUGGCAUUGUACAUAACCCUGGAGCAGGCUGGCUGUCCCAGUGAUGCACAUGCCCUUCGGCAGCAGCUCUAUAGACUGGGUGGGGUGAAAGCCACAGAGACCCUCAUCCAACAGCUCCAAGGCCUCCAAGGGAACAGAAGAAAAAGGAAGUCGGAUGGGGUGCUAUUCUCCAUUCUACAGCUCCUGGGCAGGAGAGCCAAGAGGUCGGGAAGGGCCUCUCGUUCACUGUCCACAGCAGAUUGUGUCUAUGAGAAGGAGCGACAAGUGCACAGUGUAAUGCAGUUCCUGCCACAAGUGGGAAGCUACUAUAACCUCGGUACAGCUUUCUAUUAUGCUGCCCAGGAUUGCACAGCUCAGGCCUGGGAGCGAGGACAGGAAGCUGCGCUGGACCUAAGCUAUGAUUUCCUUGUUGGGCUGAUGGGGACAACGGUGGGGCCUGCAGGGGUAAUGGCCGGUUUGGCACUUAAGCCAGCAGUCAAAUCUGGAGUUCAGAGACUGAUAGAAUAUUAUUACAGUAAUAAGCAGGGGUCAGGAAGCCCACUCCCAGCCACAGAUCAAAGCUGGCAGGACUGGAGAACCACCACAGAAAUGAGCAGCAGCUGGGAGAAAGGCCACGGGGUGUCUCCAACAACGGGCAGUGGCAACGCUGAUGAGGUGACACAGGCCACCUCCCUGUGGAACUGGGGGUCAUUCAAGAUCUGGGGAUAAUGGAGAAAACAGAGACUACCUGCAAGCGAGCAUUGAAGCUGGGGGAAAGGGGCAUGAAAGGAAGUCAGAGGGCUGUGGAUGCCAACGGCACAUAAACUGACAUCCUUAUCGUCAUGGGCAAGUGCUUAAUAAAUGCCGCUUGAUUAUUCUUUGCAUCUGUUUGCGCUUAAUAAAUGCUUGAAUACAAAUGAA
Molecule: messenger RNA, 1220 nt
Organism: Trichosurus vulpecula (common brushtail)
Lineage: Eukaryota; Metazoa; Chordata; Mammalia; Diprotodontia; Phalangeridae
Gene: APOF
Product: apolipoprotein F
Exons: 2
Coding region: 114-1028 (304 amino acids)
Biological process (GO): cholesterol metabolic process
Source: RefSeq, a predicted model, not a curated record